Molecule: messenger RNA, 1606 nt
Organism: Parasteatoda tepidariorum (common house spider)
Lineage: Eukaryota; Metazoa; Arthropoda; Arachnida; Araneae; Theridiidae
Product: ankyrin repeat domain-containing protein 61
Molecular function (GO): protein binding
Source: RefSeq, a predicted model, not a curated record
AACAGGUGAAGAUGAAGGGAAAAUUAUGCGUAAUAGGGGAAAAUGUCAGAGAAGGAAAACCCUUCUCAAUCGCUAUCUUCAGCAUUCAGUUCCGUCAGCUUCAUCCGUGAUCUUCAGAUGAAAACUUUCCGAGGAAGAGCAAUGACUGAGUUCUCUGCGAAUUGAAGAUCUAAUUGAAUUUCUCCUUUCAAAUAAAACAAUGGCGGAUAAUAGAGCAGUGCAACAUUUUCACGAUGCUGUAAAAGCAAACGAUUUAUGCAAAGUUGAAGAACUUUUAAAAGAAGGUGUUUCACCAGACGAACCAACUUGGAACAAUAAUGGCAGACCGGCAAUCUUACAAGCUACAUAUCAAGGUAAUUUAGAAAUGAUAGAAUUGUUAUUGAAAUUCGGCUCUGAUCCGAAUGCGAAAAAUAUGCUGGGAGAAACAGCAUUGCAUAACGCCUUCAAUACGAAAACUUUUUCUUUAAAGAUAGUGAGCGCACUUCUGGAACAUGGUGCAAGUGUCAAUAUUCGAGAGACUUUAAAUGGGUACACUCCAAUACACUUGGCAUCGAAGAUGAUGUCAUCUAGGCUGAAUAAAGAUGUACAAGAUGAUCUUCUUCUAGCUUUAAAAACUAUGUGCAUUAAAGCCGAUAUUUCAGUAAGAAGUUCAAGACAAGAAACUCCGCUGCAUCGUCUAGUUUUGGGUAACUCGGAUCAUUAUGAAUCGCUUCAAGUUCUUAUUGACAAUGGCUAUGAAAUAAAUGCACAAAACGAACGGGGUGAGAGUGUGUUAAUGUGUGCGAUUAGCAAAUGUCAUGUUCGCCAAACAGAGACACUCAUCAGAAAUGGUGCCAACGUUAACAUUAAAGACAGACAUUUUCAAACAGCCUUGCACCACUGUGCACAGAAAAACCUCUUGGGAGUAGUGAGAUUGCUUUUGGAUGCACAGUGCAACGUGAAUGCAUUGGACUUGAAUGGAGAUACAGCGUUGCACAUCGCAUCCAGUAAAGGUUUGACCGAUAUGGUCAGAAUCCUAGUGAAUUUUCCAGAAACUGAUGUAACCAUUCAAAAUAUUCGCGGAUCUACGCCUAUUCUUAAUGCCGUGGAAAGUGGAUUUACACAAGUUGUUGAAUUGUUGCUUGAUGCAUACUGUGAUGCAGAUUCGGAGAAAGGUCUCUUGUUGGCUUUAGAUAAAGCCGAGGAGAACUUUUCGAGAUGCUGGCAUCCUGAAAUAUUUUCAAUGCUUCAAGAUGCAUUAGAACACAAGAGAGAUUUGUGGGAUGAAGGCGAAACAUCUCUAUGAUUAAUUUUAGAGACAUUUAUGUCAUAAAUGCAUAUUUAUAGAGAAAAAAAAUAGUAAGUAUAUUUGUGGAACAUUUUGGAAAGUGAGAAAUUUUUUAAACUUUAAAAUAUGUUACAGACAUUUGCAUGUUAAACUAUGAGUAUGUUCUAAUAAUGUAAAUCAUUUAAAAUAGGAAAAAAUGAUAUAUUCCUGCAUGAAACAGCUACUUUGAUAUGCAAAAUUAAACUGAAGUAACAUAAAUGUAAAAAUAUUAUGAUAGCUUUAUCAUUUUUCAAUUCCUUUUGAUAGCAUCAUACAUAAUAAAAGCAGUUUAAUACAAUA